Hylaeus volcanicus is the source of this 5063-nucleotide messenger RNA. Its product is annotated as trissin receptor-like. Gene Ontology annotation, molecular function: neuropeptide Y receptor activity; peptide binding. NCBI's taxonomy places the organism in Eukaryota, Metazoa, Arthropoda, Insecta, Hymenoptera, Colletidae. Gene Ontology annotation, cellular component: membrane. The coding region runs from base 1557 to 2849 and encodes 430 amino acids. Gene Ontology annotation, biological process: G protein-coupled receptor signaling pathway. The transcript is spliced from 4 exons. The record is from RefSeq and is a predicted model, not a curated record.
GCGACAGUGUCGUUGCUAUUCCUCUUUGUCACGUUUCGGGACCGUUAUAUCGCAAAACGUAGAACACUUCGAGCAUUCGAGUUCUUUGACCAGUUAAUUUAAUCAAAAUUAAUUUUUAAGUCAUAAAAAAGAAUUUGAUUCGUCGACUAUUACAACUUUGCAAAGUCGUGUAAAAGCUAUCUUAAACACUGUGACUCACUAAAAUAAUUUUAUCGCAAUUUCGACAAAAAAAUAAUUAAAUUCAAAAUAAAAAUUCACCACAUUUUCUUUUCCUUUGUAAUAAAGUAAUCGUAUUGUAUAUAUUUUGGUUUUGUAUACAAGUAAUCGAGACAUACAAAUGUAAUUGUAUUAACUCUUCAAGGUGUUGAGGGGAGUAUGCAUAUUCAGUAUUGUAAUUUUGAUUCUGCCGGGUUGCAACGAAUAAUAACUUGAUAAUACUUAUUGCAUCUUCUGUGAGUAUGUUGGUCGGACAGUGUCAGAAAUAAGCAAAAUUUUAUUAUAAUAAUAGAUAAUAUAUAACAUGAUAAAAUAUAGUGAUUUAUCGGUGAUUUUUUAUUGAUUUGGUCAUCUUUCGGAAAAUUUUGUAGCUUGAUUUUAAAAAAACUAGUCCUUUCAAGUACAGGAAUUUCUUUAAUAAACAAACAUAAAUUUUGAAAUUGAUCAAGUGAAUUAGUUUCUUUAAUUUAAAUUCACUUUACCAAGAAUCAACAAUGAUUUCUGGUGAUUCGUUAUUUUUGUGAAUAAUGAAAGAUUGGGGAUCUAUAUAUCUUCAAUAAAAUAUUAUUGACGAUACGCAUAUGCAACACGAUAAAAUUCUAAUUCCUCCAACACGAAAUACAUUUAAUUCUAUUUUAAAAUUAAAAUUUCAAUUCCUAUUCAACUCUGAUUAUUUUAAUAAUAAAUUCUGUCUUCGCCCAUCUCUGGACGGUGUCGCGUUGCAUUCAAAGAGGCUCGAUGAAUUACAUCGAAUAAAAAGAGCAAAAGCCGCGGACGUAUGGAGAGAGAUCCAUAGUUCACGUUCCUCCGUAAUUAACAAUUUCGUGUCCCGGCACCACAGAUCCGUUUGAAUUUGUCGAAUGAUCUACAAUUAUGCGUACCGUCGCAUGGUGCUGAAUUAUUAAUGGUGUAUAGCCGUCAAAAAGUGUUCUCCCGCUCGAACAAAGAGAUGUAAUCGAUUAAAUCGGUAAAAAUGAAAAGCAACUGGAGUAGCCGAUCGCGCGAUUGCGGUCUCGGUCAAUUCGGCCGCAAACGAGGCGCGACCUAAUUGCAUAAAAUGUUGAAUCGCGAUGGGCGAGAGUUCGUGUUUUCUUAAGGGGAAGGAUGACGCUAAGAAAACUGUACGACUUUCGCGUCGCAGGGUUGGAAAAUGUUGAACGUCAACCACUCGACGAGAAAGGAAAGUUUCAUUCUUCUUUCUAACCGUUCCAUGAUUGAAACUUUAAUAGUUACGUAAUAUUUCUCCGGCUGUACUACGCGUGACGAGCAUUCGUGUCUAGCCUACCGCGGGGAAUAAGGCUCGUCGGAAUCUUCCUGUAGACGGAAGACGCCGUUGGAAGAUGCCUCGUUUGGAUUUAGAUUUCUUCAGCCAAGAAACCUUUAGAAUGAUCGACGACCGCGAUGCAAUCGUUUACGAAAUUCAUGACAACGAAAUCUUGGUCGAGAACGGAACUAUCCCUUACAAUAUAUCCUCGAACGAAGAUUACAUCUUCGACAGGACCAGUGUAAAGAUGAUCUUUAUUACACUCUACACGAUCGUCUUCAUCUCAUGCUUUUUCGGCAACCUGAUGGUGAUCUUUGUGGUGAGCUUCUCCCGACGACUGCGCAGUAUUACGAACUUCUUCCUGGCCAAUUUGGCGGUGGCCGAUUUCUGCGUCGGCAUCUUCUGCGUGUACCAAACCCUGACGAAUUAUUUAACCAACAGCUGGCAGCUCGGCGAUUUCUUUUGCAAGGUUUAUAUGUUCGUUCACGCGCUUUCCUAUACCGCCAGCGUAUUGAUCCUGGUGGUGGUCUGCGUCGAACGAUACUUGGCCAUCGUUCAUCCGAUCAAAUGCAGAUCGGUGCUGACGAGAAGUCGCCUGAGACUCGUCGUAGGUCUCGUAUGGUUGAUUGCCGCGAUUUACGCAUCCCCGAGGUUCCUCUACGUCGAGACCAUGAGAAAUCAUUUAAUCACGGGCGACGUAGACAUUAUAUGUCUAGCAAACAUCAAGAAACACAACAAGAACGUUCUAGACGCCGUGAACCUGGUCUUCCUUUACAUCGUUCCUCUCGUUUUGAUGUCUUGUCUCUACUCGAGGAUCGCCAUUGGAUUAUGGAGAAGUGGGGCCACUCUCAGAGGACCUGGUCUGACGACUGGGACCGGUAGCGUUAGAGUCCGUCAGGUCCCUAAUUCCAGCAGGAACAUCCUUCGUGCCAGACGUGGCGUCAUAAGAAUGUUGAUUGCCGUGGUGGCGAUGUUCGCCGUCUGCAACUUACCGCAACAAGUACGAAUCGCCUGGCGACGCUGGGGCUCGAAUUACGAUCGGACGUCGGACUUCAGCACUCUCCUCACUCUAUCGACGUUCUUGAUCUCUUACACGAAUUCGUGCCUGAAUCCCUUGCUAUACGCAUUUCUCUCCCGUAACUUUCAGAAGGGAAUGAGAGAACUUCUAGCCUGCAAAGGUUCCAGGGGUCGUGGCGUCAGUUUGGCGAUGGGCUGCACCGGAGGAGACACAGGGACGCGUCACGAGCAUGGUUUCAACGCUAAUCAUCCCCACAGUUCGUUGGUCCGAUCCAGCUCGGCUCAAGACAGUCCUCGCACUGCUCGACCCAUCGCCAGACCUGACCAGUUCACUCGCGUGAACGUUACCUGAUCUGAUCCAUUCGACAUAUCGACGAAAGUUCCGCGUCAUUUCGUACGCACCGCAUCCACCGAUAGACUUUUCUUAAAAAGACGACUGGCGGCAGAAUCAGUUUAGAAACCGAGAGUUCGACGUGCUUGGAACGUUCAACUAACCGUACGAAGGUGACGAAGAAAAGUUAUCAGUCCGUAUUCCACGGAGCACGAAACGAAAAUGUUCCUGCUUAUAAUUCCCGUCGACUCCUAAACAGAGUUGGGUUCAUGUUAUUCCGAAUAAAGUAUAACGAAUGAGUAGCAAAAAACGGUUUUACUGGACGAGAAACGAUUCGUUGUUCGCGAAUCAAUCAGUAGCGUUAUUCGAUCAAGAAUUCAUUCGUUAUUCGGAAGGUCUCGGCGACGAGUAAAGGUGACGAAUGGAACGCCUCUGUCGAGCAGUGUUCAAAUAUAAACAAUAUACGUUGUUGUGUAGAUUUAUUCUGAAAUUUAUUUCAGUUAAAAAUUAUUUAUUAUUUUCCAAUAACUUCCUUUUAUUUGAACAUUAUUCCAAGAAAAAUUUAUUCGAAAGUUUGCUCGAAAUCUUAUUCGAAUGACGCCGAAGUCUACUCAUAAGCCAGGGUUCUGGCUUGUUGAACUAAUGACACAAGAAAUUAAAAUUUGCCAUGAUAGGUUGGUAAUUUAUAAACUACAAAUAUACAGUAUUACAGAAAGGAACAAGAUACUCAUGGUCUGUAUGAGUGUAAUUUAAAAAUCUCAAGAUUAUAAAACAUUAAUAUAAAUGAUUAAUUUCAAAAUAAAUAAAUCAAUGUAUGAUUUAUACGAAUCAAAACCUUACCCUAAAGCCCUUUUCCCAACAAAGCGACUCUUUUUCAAAUUUCAAAUCGGUUACAAAAAAAAAACAUCAAAAGAAGAAUAUAUAAUUCUACUUGUUAGAACAAGUUAAAGAUAAAAAUCAAAGAAAACAAAUUAAAGAUAGAAACGAAAAUAAAAGAUAAAAAUCGAAAAUACAAAUGUUAGGUGGGAGGAGGGCCUAACUCUAUAAGAUUUAUCAUGCACAGGGGGGAAUUUAUAUUCCCAAGUACAAAAGAACACUUGUAUGGUUUAAGAUACAUGUUUGGAGGUUUACACUUUUGGAAUUUUCAAUAAGAACAGUGGUUAGCAAGGAUGAUCACCAGGAAACUAUAAUAUUAUUACAAUAUUGAGAAAAUACAUCAGGUAAAACUAGCAAGUGGUCUUUGGAUAAGAUACUCUGACAUUUCGCCGACGUUCCGAGUAACUUCUUCAGGAGUCAGCUGACGCACUGUUCGUCGGAAGAGAUUCGAAGAACUUCUAUCGGUGAGCAGUGAACCAUGUUAUCAGCUCGGUGAUUAGUAGCCAAUGAACUGUGACAUCAGCACGGGUACCUUAAAAUGACCCACGAUGCACGAUGCACAAUGCACGCUAAUGUCAGUGUGCCUUUUGACCCUUGAAAAUGCUAGCUACAGUGCUGGCGAAACUAAAGAGGAUCUUAUCUGAAGGAUACGAUUUACGUGCGGAAGUCUCGGUUAGUAUCAACCAUGAAGAACGAUGCCAUAGAAAUCUCAAAUAUCUUUACAUUACAACUACGUUAUGUUAAGGAUAGAAUCUGACGUUUGUAUUGUUGACAAAAUAAAUCAACCCAUUUGCGGUGAAAUAAACAGUAAAUUUGAUCUCCCGAUGAAACAAGAAUAUUCGUUUCUUUUUGUUUCACGUUGAAUAAAUUACAUUCUGCUACUUUUUUGUAUGUACUUUCUCACAAUUGUAACAUCGUUGUCAAUUACUUCCUGAUUUUUCAUUCAAUUUAUUUCCUCUUAUACCUUCUACCUUCUAUUUUACGUUUCUAAUAUCAAGUAUUAACGAAAAUAAUAAAAUUCCGAAUCUGUACAUCGCAAAUUUGUAUCGUUAGGGCGAAAAUAAAACUUACAAAAUAUGUUUUGUAAUAUCAAUGUUGUAAAUAUGUAGUGCAUAAAAUAAAAAAAUUUUCAUAAUGUUUUCAUAACCAGGAAGAGAAUUUAAAGUGACGUGAAUGUGUUAAGUGGACAUAAUGCUAAGCAUUGGAUUGGAUGGACAUUUUCUAGGCGGUCACUCGAGCUAGCCAUCAUGUUGCAAAGAUUUAACACUGACAACGAAACAAUUACGACGAUUGCACAACGAUUUGCUGUAAUUGUAUAUAUAUAUUACGUGAAAAUAAAUAUACGUAAAGGAUAUAUUU